Molecule: messenger RNA, 2310 nt
Organism: Salvia hispanica
Lineage: Eukaryota; Viridiplantae; Streptophyta; Magnoliopsida; Lamiales; Lamiaceae
Product: oligomeric golgi complex subunit-like protein
Biological process (GO): protein transport; Golgi organization; intra-Golgi vesicle-mediated transport
Cellular component (GO): membrane; COG complex
Source: RefSeq, a predicted model, not a curated record
AUGCUCGAAUCACAAUUGAAACCCCACAGAUACUCCAAGCAAAUAGGCAGUUUCACCUUCGAUAAACGAUUUGUGAGUGUCAACAUUUCGAGUGUCAACCACAGAUCACAUUUCGACUUGAAUAGGUUUGAGAUGUCGUCAAUUGUAGAAGAGGAAGUUGUGGAGUCGUCGAUUUUGGCAGAGAAACAACUUGCUGCUCUCGACACAUUUCAUGUCGUUUCUAAGGUUGAAAAAUUGAUAAAGGAACUGCCAACUGUUCCAGCUGAUUGGCCAAAAGGCAGUAACAUCAACUCUGCUGAGAAGGGUCAAAUAAGCAAUAGUAUUUCUUUACAACAUGCAGAAAACGGAACCAACCUCCGUGAAACACAAAGCAUGCUCCUGGAGAGAAUUGCUAGUGAAAUGAACCGCCUUAAGUUUUAUAUUGCUCAUGCACAGAACAUGCCCUUCAUAGAGAACAUGGUGAAGAGGAUUCAGAAUGCUAGCUUGUUGCUAGAUACAAGCUUGGGGCACUGUUUCAUAGAUGGGCUGGAGCACAAGGAUGCAAGUGUUAUCUACAAUUGUUUACGUGCAUAUGCUGCUACUGAUAAUACCAAUAGUGCUGAAGAAAUUUUUCGCUCAACCAUUGUAGCACCAUUCAUACAAAAAGUCAUCCCUCAUGGCUCAUCUGUAACUGUUGGAGGGUCCACUGGAGAUGAUCUUGAGCAAGACUAUGAAAGGAUCAAGCAACAUAUUGAAGAUGACUGUAAAUUUCUGUUGGAGAUAUCUUCUACAGAAAAUUCAGGUCUUCAUGUUUUUAGCUUUCUGGCAAAUUCUAUACUCAAGGAGGUCUUAUCAGCCAUCCAAAAGGGGAAACCUGGGGCCUUCUCUCCCGGAAGGCCCACGGAGUUUUUGAAAAACUAUAAGUCAAGCCUAAGUUUCUUGGAAUAUCUUGAAGGUCACUGUCCCUCUAGGUCUGCUGUUGCCAAACUCCGUGAAGAGCCAGUCUAUAUAGAGUUCAUGAAGCAAUGGAAUACUGGAGUUUAUUUCUCAUUGAGGUUCCAGGAAAUAGCUGGUUCUUUGGAUUCUGCACUCACGUCUACUACACUUGUGCCGUCCCCGAACCUGGAAAACUCUCAAAGCUUGGUAUUGAAGCAAAGUAUCUCUCUUAUGGAUUGCUUGAGAUCGUGUUGGAGAGAUGAUGUUCUCCUGCUUUCUUGUUCUGACAAGUUUCUGCGCUUAUUUUUGCAACUUCUUUCAAGAUACUCCAAUUGGUUGUCAGCUGGACUUAGUGCUCGAAAAGCUGGUAAUGCAGCUGCCACUCCUGGAUCUGAAUGGGCAACAUCUGCUUCCCCAGAUGAUUUCCUCUACAUAAUUCAUGAUUUAAAUAAUCUUGUGGAGGAAGUUCGCAGUGAUUAUCUUGACCAUGUACUAGGGGUUCUCAAGUCUUGUUCCUCUGAAGUACUUGAUCUUGUGAAGCAGAGUAUUUUACAGGGUAGUGAUUCCCUAAAAGUUCUUCAGACUCCUGUAAUCAAUUCAAUCGUAGAAGCUCUUGUUGAGAAGUCUGUGGAGGAUUUGCGACAAAUCAAAGGAAUAACUGCAACAUUUAGGAUGACGAACAAACCUCUUCCUGUUAGGCAUUCACCCUAUGUAUCUGGGGUAUUGCGCCCUUUAAAGCUUUUUCUGGAAGGGAAGCAGGCUGCUACAUACUUGACCACAGAGCACAGGGAGGAACUCCUACAAGGCACUGCUUCUGAGAUCACUCGUCGAUAUUAUGAAUUAGCUUCUGACCUUGUUAGUGUGGCCAGGAAAACCGAGACAUCACUUCAGAAAAUACGUUUGGGCGCCCAAAGACGAGCUGGAGCAAGUUCAGAUGUCUCAGACAAUAACAUAUCUGAUACAGACAAGAUAUGCAUGCAGUUAUUUCUUGAUAUUCAGGAGUAUGGGCGUAACCUUGCUUUGCUCGGGGUUGAUGCUACUUCUAUGCCGGCAUAUCGUUCCUUGUGGCAGUGUGUUGCCCCUUCGGAAAGGCAAAACACCAUAAGCUUCUAGUGCAGAAUUUCGACAAAAGUGGACUCAUGCUAGAAGAAGAGGAAACGUGAACCACAGCGGCCAAGAUAUACUGUUUUUGUUGUCCUUAUAUUGAGCCAUUUUUCAUGUGUAGGGUAAAUUACUGGCUUAUUUUAUUUCAUCUUCCGAGGUCAUUCUGUGUUUUUUUAGCAUUCUUAUAUGUAUAAAACUGAAUGACCGAUGGAAUCAGUGCUUUCUUGCAAUGGUACUGUUGUCAAGUUUGUUUCCGAUACAACAAAUAUACAUACAUAUCUUAUGUGAUUA